Molecule: messenger RNA, 1437 nt
Organism: Aspergillus clavatus NRRL 1
Lineage: Eukaryota; Fungi; Ascomycota; Eurotiomycetes; Eurotiales; Aspergillaceae
Product: H(+)-transporting V1 sector ATPase subunit H
Exons: 3
Coding region: 1-1437 (478 amino acids)
Biological process (GO): proton transmembrane transport
Cellular component (GO): vacuolar proton-transporting V-type ATPase, V1 domain; fungal-type vacuole membrane
Molecular function (GO): proton-transporting ATPase activity, rotational mechanism
Source: RefSeq, a predicted model, not a curated record
AUGUCGUCAAUCCCUCUGGAGCCCCCGACUUAUCUGAGCUCGUUGCAGAACAACAUUCGAGCUCGCCCGAUCCCGUGGGAGGGAGCUGUUCGAGCUGGCAAUAUCACCGAGGACCAUCUGAAGAAGAUCAAGGCGGUCGAUAAGGUUCGCAAAGAGCAGCGUCGUCAAACGAUAGAAAGCGAUCUUCAAGGUUAUGUCAGUUUGCUUGCUGGCAGUGCCGAUAGCAAGAGUGUUCUGGGGUCGGCCUCCAGGAGAACCGAUAUCGUCCAGUAUAUUCUUGUUCUAGCGGCGGAUCUGAUCAAUGAUGUUCCCUCUCUCGCGUCGGCACUGAUCGCGCAUCCCAGCCCCUACAAGCCAUUUCUUCCACUCCUCCGUCAUUCGACCAAUGCCGAUGAUCCGAUUCCGCUUCUCACUUCCACAUUCUUAACAAGUCUUAUUUCUUUUAGCCUCGGUUCUUCGACCAAGUCUGCCCCGCGCGAUGAAGAGGCGCUUCCGCAGUUAUACACCUACCUUUCCACCUUGACCCAGAACCAAGACAGCGGGCUGCAGGAUAUCGGGGUUCAGGGGUUGUCGGCGUUGCUGCGGACCGCGAGGUCACGGGAAAUCUUCUGGAACCAGAGGAAGGAGACUCCUGAUCCCUUGAUUGAGAUCCUCCGUGCUGCGGCGGGCGCGAAAGAUAGCAGCUCCAGCACUCUGGCGGGCAGUUCGCGGGCCGUUGAGCCCGGUCUUUCCGGUGGUGUCGGGUUGCAGCUUUUGUAUCGCGUGCUUCUGGUUCUGUGGCAGCUGAGUUUCGAGGGAGGUCUGGUUGGCGAGGGCCUUCAAGCCGAUUACGAGAUUAUCCAACUAUAUACCCAGCUUCUGCGCCUCUCUCCCAAAGAGAAGACCACCCGACUGAUCCUUGCGACUCUGAACAACCUCCUCUCCACCAAUCGCACAAUUUUGCUGCCGGUCGCGGUGUUUGUCCGCCUCCCAGCUUUGCUUUCCAACCUCUCGGGCCGUCAUCUGACCGACGAAGAUCUUCUGGAGGAUCUCAAUGCUUUGACGGCGAUGCUUGAUGAAUACACCAAGACACAAACGACGUUCGAUCAGUAUGCCGCAGAGUUACAGUCGGGCCACCUUCGCUGGUCUCCGCCGCACCGAAACCCAACUUUCUGGCAAGAGAAUGCCCGUCGAAUCCUGGACGAAGGCAAUGGGGCGCUCCCCAAGAAGCUUGCCGAGAUUUUGUCCAAGAGCUGGGAUAAUGACAAGCAAGUUCUUGCGAUCGGUUGCAAUGAUGUUGGCCAGCUAGUCAAGGCGAUGCCGCAGAGGCGUGGCCAACUGGAGAAGCUGGGGCUCAAGACUCGGGUUAUGGAGUUGAUGGCCGACAAGGACGAAUCUGUGCGAUGGGAGAGUCUGCGUGCGGUUGGCGAAUGGCUCCGGUACACUUUCGAGGGUUGA